Messenger RNA from Pocillopora meandrina, 6189 nucleotides. Lineage: Eukaryota; Metazoa; Cnidaria; Anthozoa; Scleractinia; Pocilloporidae. The record is from the annotation of a GenBank genome assembly.
AUGAUCUGGGAACAAGAUUCAAAGAUCAUCGUUAUGGUUUGUGUUAAUUAUUUUAUUACUCUGUUUACUAACCUUCCAUAUAAUUUCUUAAUCUGGCGGUGAUAAAUUGAAGAUCAACUGAUUUUAAAAAUACGGCAUAGUGUACAGUCACCAAAAGAAACCUUUGCAACCUAUAAGAGUUUUUUUUUUAUUUCUUUCUGAGAGAGCUCUACGUCCACUUGACGGUGGCCAGAAGAAAAUGAUCUUGAGCCACGUUAUUGUUUUACAGCCUAAUCAUGGUCACGUAUGACUGUCACGCAUUUUAUACAUCUUUAGAUUUAGCCUAUCUGUUUUGUCACGUAUCAGGCGUAAUUGCCAUGGCAAACAAAUGAAACCGAAGCUUGCGAAAUUUGCUAAUUGAGAUUGCUUGGUUAUACGCAUUUCAUCUUUAACGAACGAUCAAUUUUACGUUAUCCGCUUUCUGCUGGUGUCAUUUCCCGAUUAUAGAUCUUCCUAUUCUUGUCUUCUCUUAUUUUUCUCUUGUCCACCCAUUAACAUUGCCUGUCCAUCCCCUCCCAGGUGACGAAUUUGGAAGAGCGAGGUCGUAUAAAAUGCCACCAAUACUGGCCGUCGGAGGGUGGAAAGGCUUAUGGUGACAUUCAAGUAACGCUAAUGCAGAUAGUGGAGCUCAGCGAUUUCACAAUCCGUACUUUCACUCUAAAGAAAGCCAAUAGCAGAAGUGAAAGAACUCUACAUCAGUACCAUUACACAGUAUGGCCAGAUCAUGGUGUCCCUUCUUGUCCUACUUCACUUCUCACGUUUGUUAAGAAGGCGUCUGGUGCUAAUCCAGCAGACGCAGGGCCCAUGGUAAGUUUUCUUGAAGUCUGAGUGGUGUGUAGCUCAGAGUCAGAGAGGAUAAGGGCAGGAAAGGGCCAGUAGCUGUUCUGAAAAAUCAUGAAUUAUCUCAGCCAAUACCACUCUUUUGGACCCCAUGUUACGGCUACCUUGAUUUCAAUUAUGGCGCGUUGUGCACUCAAUCACAUGAGUGUACCUAGCGUUUUUCGGGAGGGAAGCAUUGAAGAAACAAACUAUCAAGCGUGGCAGGCGUGACUUUUAUGGGUGGAAUAGUGGCAUUCCCAAAUCCCCCCUCUGAUAAAUUUUUAUUCCUAGGUGCUUGGAAAUUGAAAUUCGCUCAACUUCUUCAAAAAAUUAAGAAAGGCAUGCAACAUCGUUUAAUAUUUAACCACUCUUUUUCAAGUUGUGAUAACUCCUAAUCGGUGUUCGUUCAAUAGGAGCGACUAGUUUUCAAAUAGUUUGCAAGACAUACCAGCUUAAGAAGGGGAGAUUAAGACAUAAUGUUGGAACGAGAAUGGUUACCCAUGGAAAAUAAUUACCAUGGAAUUCAAAUGAAAAACUGAACUAAAGAGUUAGUGUUAACUGCUCCCAGUUAACAGUCGUUCCUUAUUUCAGGUUGUUCACUGCAGUGCUGGGGUUGGCAGAACUGGUACUUUCAUCGUGGUGGAUGCCAUGUUACAAAGUAUUGCUGCAGAGAAAACAGUAGAUGUCUUUGGAUACGUUAUGACAUUACGACGUGACAGAAAUAUCAUGGUCCAGGUGGAGGAGCAAUAUGUUUUUAUUCACGAAGUUCUGUUGGAGGCCAUUCAUUCUGGAUACACUGAGAUACGAGCGAAUGAUCUUAGAUCCCACAUGAAGCUCCUAAUGCAAGUCAGUCCUUCAACUGGUACGUCUUUCCUUCAUCUUUUCUUUAAAUUUGUUUGGCUUUUGCAUUGUCAAAAAGGCUGAGAGUUCGUUACUGAGCAGUAUUUUUGCUAUCGUCAUGCUUGGAAACUAAAAGAUUCUUAAGCGUGGAGUUUCCAGUAAGAUGACGUAUGCUGCAUCGUAACUUUAACAAUAAGAACUAUAACUGGCCUCGGCUUGUCUGAUAGCUCCAUGGUCAACGACUCAUUUACUGGCACUAAACUCUCAGAUGAAAAAAGGAAGCAAUGAUGAAAAUUUCAACUAAACGUCGGUCCGGGGGAAUGCAGAGGACCCAGCUUGCAAUGUUCCCACAGUAACUGUUUCCAAGAGAAUGCCGUUUCCUUUUGAAAACGUUUACCUAAUCAAGCGCCGUAAGAAGUAGUUGGGCCUGAAGACGUUUGUAUUUGUAACCUGUACUAACAGAUCUUUGACAGUUAGUUGAGUCUUAGCUGCCAUACUUUCUUUCUUCUGGUUUCCUUCGCUUCAUUAGAAAACACUUAAGAAUAAUGAAAUGACCCUACUCCCAUGCUGACCUCAGAGUAUUCCCUACAUUUCAGGCCAAACUGAAAUGGAUGAAGAGUUCAUCCGUUUGGGUCGCGGUAAUACUCCGCAAACCAAGUUCCAGGCUGCCAACAUGGGCUACAACAAGACAAAGAAUCGUUAUGCAAACGUGUUAGCCUUUGAUGAUACUCGGGUCAAACUAAGUAUGAUCACUGGCAUAGAAGGUUCCGACUACAUCAAUGCUAACUUCAUUGAUGGCUACAUGACUCGAAGAGCAUUCAUUGCAACACAGGCUCCCAUACCAGACACUAUUCCGGACUUUUGGCGUAUGAUCUGGGAACAAGAGUCCUCCACCAUAGUAAUGCUCUCGAAAGAGACUGAAAGUGGCAAGGUAAUCGCGGAACAUAUUAACAAAUAAACUCUUAGACAUAUAAGAAUUUUAUUACAUAUUCAUAGGAAGGUUAAUACAAAAGAAAAACUGAAUAUAUCAAAGACAGUUUGUCUUUUGGCUGUUUAGUCAAUUUUUCUAAACUCAUUUACAAUUUCGUGUGGGACAGGCAGAAGUCAGAGUUGAUAAUCAGACCAACUUUUCUUCCUUAUUUUCUUUAUGCAUCUGUACUAAUCCAAAAUUCUUUCCAAUUUGUACUAAGCAACAUUCCAAGACAUAGAAAUGCACUUCGUAAAUCUUGUCGUUUUCGCCUCAGAAAAUACAGCAUCAUGGCUUUCAAUUGCUUUUUUCCAUAAGUGGCUCCUGGUAGUUUAACCCUUUAAUGCCCAAGAUCUCUCUAGUAAUUCUCCUUACUGUCUGCCGUACAAUUCUUAUGAUGCUAAUUCUGAGAAUACGGUACGGGAUCAACCAGAAAAUCCUCUAACUUACAUAUUUUUCGUAACUCUCAUCACCUGUCUGAUUGAUAUUGUAUUGGUAUUGUGAGGAGAAUUUUUUUCUUGGUAACUCAUGGGAGCUGUACCCGAACAAAGAGCGGUAAAGCAAAACUAAGACAGCAGUGAGAAUUCAUAUAGGGGUCGGUAAACUGCUGCUGACAGCUUUUAUUUAAACCCUCGAAGGAUACAGUUUCCUUUCCGUUUUCACUAAAACAAGGGCGUCACCACUUCGGAGGUCGAAGGCAUGAUUCAUCUAUGACCAGUUUUUUUCUAUGAAUUUGUGUUCGUUUUCGUAUCUUUUUUUUGGAGUAGAGUGCGAGAAACAACAGUCAGAGGUUUAAGGUUAGAUUAUUUCAACAUUUACAUGUGAAAUCCUUUAUCUUAUUACAGGUCAAGGUACAUCGUUACUGGCCUGCAAAACAGCCGGCGAAUAUCGGUACUCUGGUAGUGGAAAUGACUAAUGAGAUGGUUUAUGAGGAUUACACAAUGCGUGAAAUAAAACUCACCAAUACCAAGGUAUCGUUACUGCUGCCAAACGGAAUUAAAUACAUUUUAAGGGUUUUCGCAAUGGAAAAAUUUGAACGAUAAUAUCAAAGUGAACGUCGCUUUAGGAGAACUUGUAUGCUGCCUUAGAGGAGCAACGCUUGUUGAUGAAGAUCAAUUCCUUAGUUAAUGUGAGACUUUCUGCGAUGAGACGACGAAGCAGAAAAUAGCAAGGACAGAAAGCAGCGUAAAUUCGCUUUGUGGGACAUAAAGAGUUUUUGUGGAAACAUUUGUCUCUCUGCGAUCGCAUUUUUUCUCCAGAAACAAGUUGCACGAAAUUGAAGUUGUCUAAAUCGUGGUGAGCGUUUGUUGCUGGAAUUGAGGCAAAGCUUCUUUUGCGGAAAGCAAUACAUUCACGGUGGUUUGCAGAAAUAACCUGUCUUGGCACCCUAAACCAAAGCGUGUUUCGAACUUUCUGAGUAAGAUAGAAAAUUUCCAAAGACUAAUGAAAUUUACCCAAGGUUUAAAUUGAUUCAAUUUUCAAGUAAAAAGAUCCGAUGUACGGUUUGGAAUUGGUAGGAGAUUAUUACACAUAUAAAGUAGGUAUUUACCUGUUUAACGUGUAAAUUCUAUCUUGAAUACUUCAGGAGAGUGCUUCGCGAGUUGUCCGUCAGUAUCAUUACACUGGUUGGCCUGAUGUUGGGUCUCCAGAAUCUGGUACAGGAUUAAUCGAUCUCAUUGGUCAGGUACAAAGGUGGCAGCAGAAUUCAGGAAACACAACUAUCACUGUACACUGCAGGUAUUUAAAGACGUUAAUACUUCUACAAAUUGAACACAAUUUGAAGGAUAAGUAUUUGAUCUCCGUCAUUUAAAGUAUCCAUGCAAAAUACCGCCUUUCCACGUUCUGAGCUUGCAGAUGGUCAUGUAAUCGUUUCAGAAGUUUAUAGACUGGCCAUAUUUAAUCUAACAUCUCAAUGACUUGACCGCACACACAACCACAACAAGUAGUUCAAAACAUGUUUAUUUGGUCAAGAAUGCCUUACUGCGAAACAUCUUAGAAUUCAAGCAGAUUCAAAGAGGUAAGAGAAGUGAGGGUUUAUGAGGUUGCAACGACGUGGUGAGGUUUCCAAGCAAGAUUGACUAUUGUGGCCUUGUUUUUUUGUCGCUUUUUUUUUCUUUUCUUUUUUGUCGCCAAAAGUCGGGUUCCUUUCCGGAAUCUAAAAACGCAAUCAAUGACAAAAGCUCCUGUACGUCAUUAAAAACUCUCUGACUUAAGUUUGGUUACAUCGCUUUCUUUCAUCAGCGCUGGAGUGGGUCGCACCGGAGUGUUCUGCGCCCUCAGUAUUUUGAUCGAGCGGUUAAAGAGUGAAGGUGUGGUGGACGUCUUCCAGACUGUGAAGCAGCUGAGAGCUCAGAGGCCCGCUAUGGUUCAGACAAAGGUGAGUACGUCUAUCGUUGUAAAGAAGUUUACUUUUUAUGAAGCAAUCUCACUCCGGUAAGUUUAUCGAAAUUCACCAGCUGGGGGGUUGGACAUUGGCCCUUUUUGGCAGCUGUUUUCAAUAGAAAUUGAGGGCCGAUACCGUUGGUCGAAAACAACUGUCCAGAUACUUAAAUCAGAACUAAAUGGACUGGUUUGGAAAGUGUUCUAAAGUAAUUGAUACAAGUUAAAGCAGACUGAUCUGACUGUAGUGUUUUUUUGUCUUUUGUUUUUUCUUUGUAAUGGACUGAACCCUUCGUGAAUGUACUGAACUGGCCGACUUGCUCUGAACAACUGUAAGCACCCUGUGUCUUGUGUAGACCUUUUACUAGUCCUAUGAAAAAAUGCUUCUACUUCUUGAAAAUUUAAGGGGAACUGCGUGCUUAGUUUUAUAGAGUAGCUUGUGGUAAGGUGGUACACCUCAUUAGGUCUGCCUGUGGCAACCAUUUUGGCCAAGAGAUAACCGACUAUCGUUUGAGUUUAUAAGUAGAAGGAGUUUAAUUUUGUGGUUUUCGCUCACGUAGUAGGAAAAAAGAAAGAAUAUUUCCAAGACAUUCAUGAGAAUGUUUGGUAUACAACUACAGUUUCGAGUUAGUGGGAAUUAUAAUGGUAUGUUGUUGACAACUGUCAGGUUGAAAUAGUGAGCUAUCAAUGCCUUUCCUUGCACUUAAGGAUCGGGGGAACAGGUUAUCAAUAAAUUUCUUGAUCGAUUUUUUCACUUUCAGGAUCAAUACGAGUUCAUUUACUCUGCUCUCAGUGAGUAUUUGGACUCCUUUGAUGCCUACAGUAAUUUCGAGUAACUGACAUGGUUGAAGAUAAUCAACCUCAAGGAAAUAAUUACAACUGACCAUCAAGGUGGAAAGAGGAAAGGGCAAGAACAAUUUUCUAUUUUUUGUAUUAAGCAAAUAAGUAAUUUUCUUCAAAAAGAUUCCAGUUGGCCUUCACCGGUUGUAAACAUGAAUUAACUGACUGAAAACGAAUACUUAAAGUAACUGGUAGUUUUGUAAACGUCAUGUGCUCCUCUAAGAUAAAAGAAAAUGAAAGCUUUCCCCUUUCAGAAUAAAAACUUGUCGAGAUCGUUGUAGGAAUUAGAAACCAUUAAUAGCUUU